GGGACACGCGCUUUUAAAAACAUUAAAAGAAUAAAAAAAAAAGGAAGAAAGUUGAAAAGUCAUGUUUGCUCCUCUGGGUCUCUCAAAUCGUCUCCUCCGCCAUGCGAACUCAAAAACUCAAUACCUCUCUCUUCUCCUUCUUCUUCUUUUAGUUUAACUUUUUGAUUUACUUAUUCGAAUCUACGGUAUCAGAUUCAAAUCGAGCCUUAGGUUUUUACAGCUUCCGUGUAGCGUUAGCUCCUGCUUCCACUUGUCGUCGUCUUCACACGAUGACUGAGAACUGGGAAUUUGUUCGAUUAUGUCUUCAAAAGCGUGCUCUCGUGUUUCUUCUGGUGAUUUUGAGCUUCGGUUCUUCCUAUUCGUUGAAAUUUCAUGGUGGUGGUUUUCUCGAAUUCGUGACGAAUGAUCUAUUGUCAUCAGAUAGAGAUGCUGAAGAUUUGAGAGCAGUUGGUUUUCACAGGAAAUUACUUGGCCGUUUUCGUAACCCGUACACCCAUUUGAAUUCUUUCAAGGGUCGCCCUGUGGCAAGAGUUACUCCUCCGUCAUCUUCUCCGAGACCUAUUGCCACUACUAAAUCCUCAACAUCACCUCCGCCACAACAAAGUCCUCCUGCACGACAUGUUUCCGCUCCACCUCCUUUUGUGCCCCUUGUGAAUUUUCCUAGCCUACGAAAAAGCUCCAAACCUUCUUCAAACAACUCGGUUCCUAUAGUGGCUGGCUGCUUUGGUGGUGCUGUGUUUAUCAUCCUUUUAGCUACUGGUGUCUUCUUUUUCAAAACUAAGGCUGGGAAAUCUGUGAAUCCUUGGCGUACAGGUCUUAGUGGACAGCUUCAGAAAGUGUUCAUAACUGGUGUCCCCAAACUCAAAAGAUCUGAGAUCGAAGCUGCCUGUGAAGAUUUCAGUAAUGUCAUUGGGUCUUGUCCCAUUGGUACAUUGUUCAAAGGGACACUAUCAACUGGGGUGGAGAUAGCUGUGGCUUCUGUUGCUACUGCCUCUGCCAAAGAAUGGACAAAUAACAUAGAAAUGCAGUUCAGAAAGAAGAUCGAAUUGUUAUCCAAGAUAAACCACAAGAAUUUUGUCAACCUUCUUGGCUACUGUGAAGAAGAUGAACCUUUCACUAGGAUCUUGGUCUUUGAAUACGCAUCAAACGGAUCAGUCUUUGAACAUUUACACUAUAAAGAGUCAGAGCACUUGGACUGGAUAAUGCGGCUAAGAAUAGCAAUGGGCAUAGCAUAUUGUCUUGACCAUAUGCACGGGCUCAAACCACCUAUAGUCCACAGCAGUCUUCUCUCAUCAUCAGUUCAACUCACAGAGGACUACGCAGUCAAAAUUGCAGAUUUCAAUUUCGGGUACCUAAAAGGCCCAUCAGAGACGGAAAGCAGCACCAAUGCACUCAUAGAUACAAACAUUACAGAAACAACACAAGAAGACAAUGUUCACAGCUUUGGGUUGCUGUUGUUCGAAUUGAUGACUGGAAAACUCCCAGAGUCGGUUAGGAAAGGCGACUCAAUAGAUACUGGAUUGGCUGAUUUCUUGAGAGGAAAGACCUUAAGGGAGAUGGCGGAUCCAACAUUGGAAUGUUUUGACGAGAAGAUUGAGAGUAUAGGCGAAGUGAUCAAAAGCUGCAUAAGGGCAGACCCGAAACAGAGACCGACAAUGAAGGAAGUGACAGGGAGAUUACGGGAGAUCACAGGGUUAUCACCAGACGAUGCGAUUCCAAAACUUUCAGCUCUCUGGUGGGCAGAGCUGGAAGUGCUGUCCACAGCGUGAAGAGACGACGACUACUCUGCUUCACAACAAAUCUGUAAGUAUUAAUAUGAAGAUUGAGUGAGGUUUUUUGAGUCUCUUUGGAAGCUCUCAUGGCUUCUCUUUAGGCUACUUUCAUCUAUAUAUAUAAAAUCUAUGGAACUUAGUUUAUAUAAAAAAAAGAUCCGAUGGAUCCAUUUGCUCUUAUAUGUGUCAGUAAACAGAACAGAUCCGAGUCUCACGGUAAGACCCCUUUUUUUGGUGUGCAUAAUUGUGGAUGGUGGUUACUGUGUUUGUAAAUUAGUUACUACGUUCUUUUAAAUCUUGAAAUCAUCAGUUUCUGGAGUA
Molecule: messenger RNA, 2093 nt
Organism: Camelina sativa (false flax)
Lineage: Eukaryota; Viridiplantae; Streptophyta; Magnoliopsida; Brassicales; Brassicaceae
Product: putative inactive receptor-like protein kinase At3g56050
Biological process (GO): protein phosphorylation
Molecular function (GO): protein kinase activity; ATP binding
Source: RefSeq, a predicted model, not a curated record